Molecule: messenger RNA, 2134 nt
Organism: Darwinula stevensoni
Lineage: Eukaryota; Metazoa; Arthropoda; Ostracoda; Podocopida; Darwinulidae
Source: the annotation of a GenBank genome assembly
CCUUCUUUCCAAAUGUAGAGGAUUGACGUGUGCAUUUAAAUACUUGUUACAAGCCCCUAGUCCAUCCCGACCGCUCCCAAAUUGCUUGAGGUCGUUCCGUUCGGUUCGGUGGGAAUUCGCUCGGUCACUCUCAUCGGAAAUGAGUGAGGAAGAGGACGUGAUCCGCAUGCGGGGCAUGCCCUGGUCCGCCACGCCCGAAGAAGUCAUCCAGUUCCUUUCCCCCGCGAAAGUGAAGGGAGGCAAAGACGGCGUCCACUUCACCCUCUCCCGAGAAGGCCGCCCCAGCGGCGAGGCCUACGUCGAGAUGGAGACCAAGGAAGACGCGAAGAAAGCCCUCGAGAAGGAUCAUAAGAACAUGGGUCACAGAUAUAUCGAAGUAUACACGACAAAGAGGAACGAGAUGGACUGGACGCUGAAGCGGCAGUACGGUGGACCCAAUUACCAGCAGGAUGGUUGUGUUCGUUUGAGGGGACUUCCGUUCGGUUGUACAAAGGAGGAAGUUGCAAAUUUCUUUGCAGGGUUGGAGAUAGUGCCGAACGGGAUAAACCUUGUGGCCGACUACACUGGGCGGGCGACGGGGGAGGCUUACGUACAGUUUGCCAAUGAUGACAUUGCCGAGAAGGCACUGAAGAAACACAAAGAAUGCAUAGGGCCCAGGUAUAUCGAGAUCUUCCGAAGCAACCUUUCGGAGUUGAAGGCGGCGGUGGGGCCGAAGAUGCGAUCCCCACUGGCAUUCCCCAAUCGCCCGGCACCCUACGACACUGGAAAUCGGUUCGGAGGGAUGAAUCGCUUUGGAGAGCGAGGCGGCGGGAUGGUUGGAGGUGGAAUGCCUCGUGGGCCCAUGCGUCCUAAUAUGGGUGGCCCUCCCAUGCGUGGCGGAGGUGGUUAUUCAGACUACGACAACGGCUGGGGUCCAGGCGGACGAGAUUCGUCUCGAAUGGAGCCGUGGGGUCCCGGUCCCCGGGACCGGAUGGAGCCGUACGGGAUGGGUCCCGGCCCCGCGGGUCCUGGUGGUCCCGGCCCGGCGGGGAAGGACUGGGACGACGACGGUCCGCGAGGGCCAGGUGGGAAGGAGCACAUAGUCCACAUGAGGGGUCUCCCAUUCCGUGCCACAGAAGCCGACAUUGCAGAUUUCUUUAAGCCCCUGGUCCCUGUGUUCAUCGAUAUCGACUACGAGAAGUCGGGUCGACCGUCGGGCAAGGCCGAUGUCGGUUUUGCGAGCCACGAAGAGGCGGCCAAGGCCGUUGCUCGUGACAAGGAGCAGAUGGGUCAUCGAUACAUUGAGCUCUUCCUUGAUUCCACCCCAGAAAGGGGCAACCCUCGCCCAGGGAAUAUGGGUCGAGGACUUGACGACCGUGAUAUGGGCAUGCCGAUGAAUCCAGCUCCAAACCGAAGUGAGUAUAUUCUGCUUGUUCCUGGGGAUGGAAGUCAUUCGGAGGACCUCCAGGGCCGGGCCCAACUGGUCCCGGGUUGGGCGGAGCAGGAAUGGGCGGUGGAGGACGACUAUGGGAUGAUUCUCCCAUUGACAAAGGGCCAGGUAUGGGUGGAGGUCCCGGUGGUUACUCGGGAGGAGGAGGAGGAAACCGAGGGUAUGGAGGCGGUUUCAACUAUUAAGUCCACUCAUGGCCCAUGUCGAAAGGGAGAGAGGAUCGAGGAAGACGUACCCGGUACCAAAUGUUGCGACGCUCUCGAGUUCAUCGUACGGUUCCGAGAGGGACUCGAAAAGAGCGCGGAGGGAAGAGAGAAGAUAGGGCCAAGCGAGGAAGACGUAGAUGAGAGCCGUAUUGACGAAGACGAAGUUCUUCAUGUAAGCGAUGGCGCGGGGACUCCUGAGCCACCCGGUGGACGAGGGAUGCCCUUCCCCGUCCCCAUCGCCGGAUCCGGGGUCGAGGAUCUUCUUACCCCUGCGUGCAGGCGGGUAAUCUCCGGCCCGGCGUCUCGUCAUCGAGGCACUCGGGUGGACACUGGGGCACCGAAGCCCCACCGCACCCGACUCUGUGGGGCUUCCGUCCGGAUCGUCGUCGACCCGUCUCGAAAGCCAUGUUUAAAGAUUGACGGGAGAUCCAAAGCCCCUCGGCACGCCCACGUUCUGGACUACUCUUUCGAGAGAAAAACCUUUGCAUUUCGUUCCUAA